AGAAAAAAAAACCGGGCUCCUCCGUCUACUACGAACGCGGCGGUGCAGGUGUCUCUGUCUCUUCGGGAGAGGAGGAUGCGGAUGGAAGGACGCGGGUGGGAAGAAGACGAAGAAGAAGACGAAGAAGGGAUGAGGGGAACCGCCGCCGCGAGGACACAGGGAGACGACAGGAUAUGAGAAGAGCGGGCGAGAGGCAGAGAGCGAGAGCGAGCGCGCGAGGUGCAAGGUCGAAUAUGAGAGAUUGGUCGAACGGGGCACUUUGCGUGGCGCGAGCUGGUCGGUGAUAAUACUAUGAUUUGGUAUGUGGCCACUCUGAUAGCAAGUGUGUUCAGCAGCAGAGGAACCGCCGCUCAAGGUGCCCACGCAGUGAGAGACGAGCCCCGGUUUGUGACGGCGCGCGCCGGAGAGAGCGUGAUCCUGGGGUGUGACGUGUCCCCUCCCCUGGACGGCCAGCAGCCCCCCUAUGUGGUGGAGUGGUUCAAGUUCGGAGUGCCUAUUCCCUUCUUCAUCAACUACCGCUUCUACCCUCCUCAUGUGGAUCCAAAGUACACUGGUCGAGCCUCCCUGCACGGGAAAGCCUCCCUGCAGAUCGACCCGGUGCGCUCCGAGGACCAGGGCUGGUACGAGUGCCGGGUCCUGAUGCUGGAGCAACAGUACGACACCUUCCACAACGGCAGCUGGGUGCACCUCACCGUCAACGCCCCGCCUUCAUUCACAGAAACGCCACCUCAAUAUGUGGAAGUCAAGGAAGGGGGAAGCACUCUACUCAGCUGCUCCGCCCAGGGAAAUCCAAAACCAAUUAUCAGCUGGCUGAGGGAGGGGGAGGAGCUCGCAAACAACGCUAAAUAUUCAGUACACGACGGCAGUCUGAGCAUCCUCGCCAUCACCAGAGACGACAGAGGAGCGUACACGUGCCGAGCCUACAGCGACCAGGGCGAAGUUCUCCACACCACGCGUCUGCUGGUUCAAGGACCUCCAUACAUCGUGUCACCGCCUGAAAAUGCCACCGUCAACAUUUCCCAGAAUGCACUCUUCACCUGCCAAGCGGAGGCGUAUCCUGGCAACCUGACCUACACCUGGUACUGGGAGGAGGACAACGUCUACUUCAAGAAUGACCUGAAGCUGCGAGUGCGCAUCCUCAUCGACGGCACCCUCCUCAUCUACCGGGUCAAACCCGAGGAUGCUGGGAAGUACACCUGCAGCCCGAGCAACAGCCUCGGCAUCUCGCCCUCAGCAUCGGCCUACCUGACUGUUCAGUAUCCUGCCCGGGUGAUCAACAUGCCCCCGAUCAUCUACGUCCCUCGGAAGCUGCCUGGCAUCAUCCGCUGCCCGGUGGACGCCAACCCACCUGUGACAUCAGUGAAGUGGGAGAAAGAUGGCUAUCCUCUGCGGGUCGAGAAGUACCCCGGUUGGAGCCUGAUGCCAGAUGGAAGCAUCCGGGUGGCGGAGGCCACAGAAGACUCCCUGGGCACCUACACCUGUGUGCCUUACAACGCCCUGGGUACCAUGGGCAUGUCCCCCCCUGCCAAUUUGGUGCUAAAGGAUCCCCCUUACUUUAACGUGAGGCCUGGGGGGGAGUAUCGUCAGGAGGCUGGCAGAGAGCUAGUUAUCCCCUGUGCUGCUUCUGGAGACCCUGAUAUACCAUCCAUCACCUGGAGAAAGGUGGGGAAGCCGAGCAGGAGUAAGCACAACAUCCUCCCCAGUGGCAGCUUACAGUUUGUGUCCCUCGGCAAGGAAGACCACGGAGAAUGGGAGUGUGUCGCUACCAAUGUGGUCACUAGCAUCACUGCCAGCACGCGUAUCCUUGUUAUCGGAACCAGCCCACACGCUCCAGGAAAUAUCCAUGUCUUACCCUCAACCACCUCUGCCAACGUGUCCUGGGAACCAGGCUACGACGGCGGCUUCGAGCAGACUUUCUCCGUGUGGUACGGUCCAGUGUCAAAGAGAACAGACUUCGGUCCUCAUGACUGGCACUCCAUGCCGGUCUCUGGUGCUCAGACCUGGUUGCUGGUGCCUGGGCUGGAGCCUGGGACUGAGUACCAAUUCAGUGUGUUGGCGCAGAACAAACUGGGCACCGGUCCGUUCAGUGAAGUUGUGACAGUCAACACUGCAGGUUCUCCUCUCGGUACCCCAGAACCACUGGUGCUUCUUACUCCACCACGGUGCCUCACAGCCAAUCGCACGCAGCACGGUGUCCUCCUCACAUGGCUCCCGCCGGCCAACCACUCGUCACCCGUCGACCGCUACAUCAUGGAGUUUCGUCUCGGGGAGAGGUGGGAGGUUCUGGAUGACCUGAUCUCGUCCACGGAGACCGAGCUCAUCGCCAAAGACCUCGUUCAGGACUCCUGGUAUGAGUUUCGAGUCAUGGCCGUCAUGGACGACCUGAUCAGUGAGAGCAGCAACGUGGUGGGCGUGUCCAGCACUGAUCCCUUCCCUCCUGCUGAGUUACCUGAAGAAGGCCUGGCUCGGCCCGUGGUGGCCGGCGUCGUGGCGACCAUCUGCUUCCUGGCAGCGGCAGUUUUGUUCAGCACUCUGGCGGCGUGCUUCGUCAAUAAACAACACCGGCGCAAACUCAAACGUAAACCAGAUCCUCCCUUGUCGGUGACACACUUCAGGAAAAGCAUCGAGUCUCCGCCUCCUCUCACCCCUUUGCCCGGGGUAGAGCCCUGCUGGGACGAGCCUGCCAGGAGCAGUUUCAUGCCCCCACCCGCCAGCCCCUUGUUAUCAUCUGGGAAGAUAAGUCCAGAGAGCUCCCCUCCAUCUCGUCCUCGCUCUCUUUCUUCGGAGGGUUCCCAUGGACCAGGCCUUUAUGUCAGGAAGCUGCCCAGCCCUCAGAGUGAAAAAGACAAAGAGCUCUCCUUCUACAAGAAAACCAAGCGUGCCAUAGCCAGCAAGAAAUACAGCGUUUCUAAGCAUGAAGCAGAGGUCACCACACCUAUCGAGCUGAUAAGCCGUGGCCCCGACGGCCGCUUUGUGGUUGAUACCAGCCCACCACCGCGCCGCAUCCAGGGCUUCCCCUUUGCCGAGGAGUCUGACAUGUACCCCGAGUUCCGGCAGUCUGACGAGGAGAACGAUUUUGACCCCGGGCCGCUGCCACCCAUCAUGCCCACGCUGCGGCCCCAGCUCUCUCCAACAUCCUCCAGCCUGGAGUCAACACAGCCCCCCACCUACAGCCCCCGCCUACACAGGGCCAUGGAAGGUAUGAGCUUUGCAGACAGUGCUCUUCACGCCUCGGGGCAGGCCCCGGCCUCCCGCUACAGGGGCUUCCCCCAGGGCCCGUUCUAUGGGUAUCUAGGCAGCCGUGCUGAAUCAGGGAUUCCACCACCAUUCUAUAUGCCUGACAUCAGCCCACGUAGCUCCGCUCUAUCCUCCCCCCCAGGCACCGCCGAGGGCCCCUUCGGUUACCCGUCAAUCCCAGAAGAGAGCGGGGAGCUGGAGCAUCAUCAGUACACUGCCUCUGGCCACUCUCUGUCUCACACUCACAGCCCUCCGUCGCGCUCGCCAGACAGCUGGCAGCCUCACGAGCUGCCCUUCCUGGGUCUGGAGGGUCCACGCUUCAUAUACCCACCUCAUCAUCCUUUACAUCACCCCCAGGAUCUCCCUGACCCUCCCCCUUACCCUCCUCACUCUCUUCCUCCUAGUCGCCUGCACCUCCCUUCCCUGAAGGAUCCAACAAGCCCUGGACUCCUGCAGCUGGAGGUUCCUGUGGCUCCCCCUGGCAGAGACAGGCCCCCAGGGCCUCCGGUUAGGCGUUUAGCUAUGCAACAGGCCCAAAGUCUCGGCCAGCUCAGACACACGUCCCACGGUGUGGGUGUACCAGUGUUGCCUUACCCCGACCCGGCAGUCCGUGCAGGGAGCCCAAGCACAGCCCCCAGUAGUAGUCCUCAGUCCUGGCUCAGCCCGAGGGCGGGGCGCCGGGCAGACCCCAGCCUCCCGCCGCUCGUCCUCCAGCCCUCUCGCCUCUCUCCGCUCUCCCAGAGCCCGCUUAGCACCCAGCCAGGUUCUCCAGACAUUCUGGUGCGGCCUCCUCCGCGCCCCAGCAUCCUCCGCACCUCUCGGUCUCUGGAGAUGCCUGAGAUCGGCCGGCAGCCCUCGGCCACUGUCAGUUUCUCGCGCAGGUCAUCCCUGAGCGCCUCCCCCACUCAGAGCCAGGGCAGCAUGCAGCCCAGCCCCAGUUACCGUGCCCACUUGUCAUACGCCUCCACCGCAGCCAGUUACCCCUCCCAGUCCCCCUCACCCCCUUCAGAGGGCAGGGAUGUUUUCGGGCAGAGGCCAUCCCAGAGAAGGACAGAGGAGGAGAUGCUGCCCUCAGAGUCCCCACAGCUCCAGAUCUCAGCCUCAGGGGAGCCUCUAGGUGCGUCUGCUGAAGCCGUCGGGUCUGAGAGUUUACCAGCACUGCUACACCACUGUAUCACUAAAGCCAAGGGGGAGGCGGCCAACAACAAUAACAACACGGACCCUGCACGGAGAACAGGUGUGUCUCCCUCUCAGACCCGGCAGCGAACUCAGACUCCCCAAGACGGUGGCGGCGGCGGCGGCGGCAACGACCUCGAUUACCACCGAAAGAGGAAACGACAGAACAAGAAAAACCCUUAUUUCUAUUUGACCUCCUUCCUGCACCGCAGGAAGUCAGCCGAGGACCAGACAGGCAUUCUGGCCAGUGCAGACACCGAGGGCCCGAACUACGGCACCCUACGCUGACGCCGUGUGCCCUUCACCAAGCCAUUGGACUCGAGUGAUUCACACACAUUUACACACACACACACACCUCAGUACUCCCUGCUCCAUCCCAGCCUCUGUACACAUUUCUUCAAAGAUUCAUUAGGGAGCAGGAAAUGUGAAGCUGAAUCCUCGUUUUGGCGUUUUGGGAAAAAUCUCACAAGAGGACGAGGACACUCGGCUCUGAGCGGAACUCACUUGAAGAAAAAGGAGAAAAAAUAAAUAAAACGUUGUACAUAAAUAGCGAAACAAGGGAAUUUUAGCUUCCUCCUCCUACAGUAAUAACAACACGUGCUGGUCGAGCGCAGCGACUUCUCACUCACUGGGUCCAUAUCUUUAGGUUUUUUGCAGUCAAAACCGUGGACUGUUAAAGCCUGGUGCAUCUUUGGACAGGGACGUCUUCACACUUUUUUCCUACAAUACAAAACUAGUGUCAGUAUUUCAAAAAAAACAACAAAAAAAAACACAGGGUUUUUACCACAAAAUAUACCUCAGAGUAAGACGCAGAGUUGCUGUAAUUCUUGUGGUAUACUUGUACGUACUUGACCUUUUUAACGUAUGGAUUAAAAAGGUUUAUAUCACGCACGCACGCGCGCGCACCGCCGCUCAUUCUAACUGAUAAUACGGCUUAGCUUGAUCCAAUUAGGAGGCUUUUUUUGAAUUAUUAUUAUUUUCACGAUCCAGUGCCAACCGUUUAAGGACGCGAAAAAUCGCAGCCUGCGUGAGGAUGCUUUUAAAAUAACUAAAUAAUCUUACAGGUUUGGACGAAGAAGAACAGGGUGAUGAAUUUGCGGAGUGCACCGAGUGUCGUAUGUGUUUCCAUCGUUAUGGAAUCAUUUGUGAAACGUGGCACGUAACGCCCCCCUCCCCCCCCCCCGUGCCUUUAUUUCUUUGACUUGCGUAUUAUUUUAUUCUUUUUUUACUUUGUUUGCCAAGGACACUUGAGAGAAAAUGCAAAAACCCUCUGGUUUUAUUUCUUACACUUCUCAUACCUUACAUGGGUACCUGCUUCAGUUUUAGAGUGGAAAAGUUUUCCAUGCAGAAAGAACAAACCAGAACAGCGAGUUUUGGUGUUAAUGUUUAACCGCGACUCUGUUUGAGGAGAAUGUUAUUGCUUCAUAAAGCUGUAGGGGGGAGGGGGGGAGGGACAUUCAAACAAAGGCAAACAAACCUGACUGUUUAUCUUUAACUAAGUGUAUAUUUACUUGCUCGCUAUAACUUUAUUAUUAUUUUAUCAUUUUAUCCACACUAACCGAUAAUGAAUGUAUGCUUUUUUGCUGUACAGGAAAUGAAUGUUCCCGGUGUCGCAGUGCAUUGAAUGAACCGCAGCUGCGUUUGAGACAAAACAAGUGGUCGUCGGCACGCCAAAGGUGCAGUGUGUGCAAUUUAGCCGCAUUUCAUUGGUUGUAAAUGUUAAAAAAACAUGCUGGUCCCAAAACGAACGGCCGCCACGCGAUCGUACAUGUAUAAAAAAAAACAAGUAAGGUUUUUAUCCACACGGAAACAGAACGAAGGAAUUCAAGAAAUGUCUUCACAUAGGACAGUUAUAUGUUCCUGGAACAAAGUCCACACUUUUUAUUUGUUUUUCCAAAUUUACUCCUCGCCUUCAGGUGUCGGAAGCUAGGAUAGGAUAGCACUCGCGCGCGCAGUUUAAUCGAGCUGAGGUCGUA
Messenger RNA from Solea solea (common sole), 6389 nucleotides. RefSeq names its product immunoglobulin superfamily, member 9Ba (gene igsf9ba). NCBI's taxonomy places the organism in Eukaryota, Metazoa, Chordata, Actinopteri, Pleuronectiformes, Soleidae. The coding region runs from base 292 to 4701 and encodes 1469 amino acids. The record is from RefSeq and is a predicted model, not a curated record. The transcript has 21 exons. Gene Ontology annotation, molecular function: protein binding. Gene Ontology annotation, biological process: cell-cell adhesion.